AUGGCAACAGAAGUCCGGCCGCUACAGCCCGUCAAGCUGCCCGCGGCGCCGUCCGCCCUGACGCCGGAGCAGAAGUACUGGAAGACCUUCUCUUCGCAGCUUCUGCUGCCCUCGCCGCACUCAUCGCCUGUCACCCACAUCUCGGCACCCCUCUUCGCACCCUCGUCGACCCAGCUCAACAGCCCGGAAACGUUCGCCGUCACUUCGGGCGGCCGCGUGCAGAUUUUCAGCAGCCGUACGCGCAAGGUCGUCAAGUCCAUCACGCGCUUCGGAGUCGAGGACCGCGCGCACAGCGGUGACAUCCGCCGCGAUGGCCGCGUGCUGCUGGCCGGAGGCGACAGUGGCGCCAUCCAGGCCUUUGACAUCAACUCGCGCGCUAUCCUCAAGACCUGGAAGGAACACAAGCAGCCCGUCCAUGUUACCAAAUGGAGUCCGGCCGAACUGACGACGCUCAUGAGCGCGUCCGACGAUACCACCGUGCGCCUAUGGGAUCUGCCCUCGGACAGGAGCACUCAAACUUUCGUGGGGCAUCAAGAUUACGUGAGGUGCGGUGGAUUCAUGCCGGGGCAGGCGGACCGCCUGCUGUUCUCCGGUAGUUAUGACCAGACGGUUCGCCUGUGGGACCCGAGGAUCAGAGGGAAGGCCGUCAUGACGUUCAAGCACGCCGCGGCUGUCGAGAGUGUCCUGCCUCUGCCGUCCGGCACCACCCUGCUCGCCUCGGCCGAGAACACCGUUUCCGUGCUCGACUUGGUUGGUGGUCGCCCUCUGCAGCUGCUGCGCAACCAUCAGAAGACCGUCACGAGCUUGGCGCUGGCGAACAACGGCGAGCGAGUCAUCAGCGGUGGGUUGGACGGCCAUGUCAAGGUCUUUGAGACGACUGGCUGGAAUGUCGUUGCUGGCUUCAAGUAUCCCUCGCCGAUUCUGUCUCUCGGAGUCAUCGCAUCGGGUACGGAGCGGGAAGACAAGCACUUGGCCGUCGGUAUGGAAAACGGUAUUCUGUCGCUCAAGACGAGGUUAUCCGGUCAGCAGAAGGUGGCAGCCCGCGAGCGUGCCAAGGAAAUGAAGGCACUCAUGGAAGGGAAGAUUGAAGAGUAUGACAGCAAGAACAAGAAGAGGGGCAAGGGUUGGGAGAAGAGACUGCGUGGACGGGAUUUCACCGGUGAAGGCGCGGACAUCAUCAUCGACGGAAACGAGCGCGGCAAGAUCAAGAACAUGAGCAGGUGGGAGACAGCACUUCGGAAAGGCCAAUUCGAAAAGGCGCUUGAUCUUGUCCUCGAGGCUCAGAACCCGUCCAAGCAAGAUACUCUCACCCUCCUCACAGCUCUUCGCCACCGCUCCGCACUGCGGACGGCUCUGAGCGGCCGUAACGAAAUGACCCUUCAGCCCGUCCUCAAGUGGCUCAAUAAGAACAUCGGCGAUCCACGCCACAUCCAACUCGCCACUGAUGUGGCAUUCGUGCUGUUGGAUCUGUACUCUGAGGAGAUGGGCCAGAAUGCGGAGAUUGAUGCUCUGGUUGAUCAACUGCACGAUAAGGUCAGAAGAAAUGCUGAAAUCAGCCAGCAGGCAUGGAGUACGCAGGGCAUGCUAGAGAUGCUGAUGGCCGGUACAAGCCAGGCAUAG
Messenger RNA from Diplodia corticola, 1620 nucleotides. Its product is annotated as small nucleolar ribonucleoprotein complex subunit. The record is from RefSeq and is a predicted model, not a curated record. The transcript is spliced from 2 exons. Gene Ontology annotation, molecular function: protein binding. NCBI's taxonomy places the organism in Eukaryota, Fungi, Ascomycota, Dothideomycetes, Botryosphaeriales, Botryosphaeriaceae. Gene Ontology annotation, biological process: positive regulation of transcription by RNA polymerase I; rRNA processing. Bases 1 to 1620 code for a protein of 539 amino acids. Gene Ontology annotation, cellular component: nucleolus.